ACUUCCGCUUGCCGGGUUGACAUGAAGCAGCAGCGGCGGCUAGGGCGGCGGUAGCGGCGAGAGUCGCGGCUUGGAAGGGGCCUCGGGGCUCAGCGCGAGACGCGGCCUAGAGCGACAGGCGGUGUAGCUGGCCGAGGAGGGGGCGCGGCGCCGCCCUGGCCCGUCAUGGAAAUGGAAAAGGAGUUCGAGCAGAUCGACAAGACCGGGAGCUGGGCGGCCAUUUACCAGGUUGUAAGCUCCUUACUGCUGCAGCCCAUUCAUUCCGUAUUCGGCAAACACACGAGCAGUGACUAAGUGCCAGACUUUCUGUCAGGCAGUGGGGGCAAGAGGACAUCCGACAUGAGGCCAGUGACUUCCCCUGUAGAGUGGCUAAGCUUCCCAAGAACAAAAACCGAAACAGGUACCGAGAUGUCAGUCCCUUUGACCAUAGUCGGAUUAAACUACAUCAAGAAGAUAACGACUAUAUCAAUGCUAGUUUGAUAAAAAUGGAAGAAGCCCAGAGGAGUUACAUUCUCACCCAGGGCCCUCUGCCCAACACAUGCGGGCACUUCUGGGAGAUGGUGUGGGAGCAGAAGAGCAGGGGCGUGGUCAUGCUCAACCGAGUGAUAGAGAAAGGGUCGGUAAAAUGUGCACAGUACUGGCCACAAAAAGAAAAGAAGGAGAUGGUCUUUGAUGACACAAAUUUGAAAUUAACCUUGAUCUCGGAAGACGUCAAGUCGUAUUACACAGUACGACAGCUAGAACUGGAAAACCCUACAACUCAAGAAACUCGAGAGAUCUUACAUUUCCACUAUACCACGUGGCCUGACUUCGGAGUCCCUGAGUCACCAGCCUCAUUCCUGAACUUUCUUUUCAAAGUUCGUGAGUCAGGGUCUCUCAGCCCGGAGCACGGCCCCAUCGUGGUGCACUGCAGCGCCGGCAUCGGCAGGUCGGGGACCUUCUGUCUGGCCGACACCUGCCUCUUGUUGAUGGACAAAAGGAAAGACCCUUCGUCGGUGGACAUCAAGAAAGUGCUGCUGGAGAUGCGGAAGUUCCGGAUGGGGCUGAUCCAGACGGCCGACCAGCUGCGCUUCUCCUACAUGGCCGUGAUCGAAGGUGCCAAGUUCAUCAUGGGAGACUCCUCGGUGCAGGACCAGUGGAAGGAGCUUUCCCACGAGGACCUGGAGCCCCCACCUGAGCACGUGCCCCCUCCUCCCCGGCCACCCAAACGCAUCCUGGAGCCACACAAUGGCAAAUGCAAGGAGUUCUUCUCAAACCACCAGUGGGUAAAGGAUGAGAGUGAAGAGGAUAAAGAUGGCCCCAUCAAGGAAGAAACCAGAACCCCCUUAAGUGUCCCCUACAGCAUGGACAGCAGGAGCCGAGACACUGAAAUUAGAAGUCGGGUGGCGGGCGGAGGUCUGCACAACACCCAAGCCGCCUGCCCUGCCAAGGGGGAGCCAUCGCCGCCCAAGGAGGAGGAGCAGGAGCACGCACCCGCUCCCUGGAAGCCCUUCCUGGUGCACGUGUGCAUGGCCACGGUGCUCACGGCCGGUGCGUACCUCUGCUACAGGGUCUGUUUCCACUGACCACGGACGCGCCGGGGAGGCGCGCGAGCGAGCGCAGGAAGCUCUGGCCGCGCCGGGCAAGGAUGCAGCUCUGGAGCAUCUGAGCCAGUCUCAGAGCAACGGAUCGAGGUGUGAAAGUCUGGAAGUGUGGAAGGGCUAAGAGAGAAGUCAGGAUUGCUGCACUGGGGCUUUAAGGAGCCCUGCGGUCCCAAGAAUAUAAGAGUCUAAUCUCAGGGCCUUAACCUAUUCAGGAGUAAGUAGAGAAAAUGCCAAAUACGCGUCUCUCUCUCUUUCUCUUUCUCUCUCCCUCCCUCCUGUCCUCCCUUUUCUCCCCCAUCUCCUCUUUCUCUAUCGCUGUCUCUCUUUUUUUUGUUCAUUUGUUUUUGAAAAAAUAGAAUUACAACACAUUGUUGUUUUUAACCUUUAUAAAAAGCAGCUUUUUGUUAUUUCUGGAAAAAGACGACUAGGCACUUACAAAACUUUUUUGUAUCCUUACUAGAUGGUGUAAUGAGAUACACAAUUUAUAUUUGAUUUCCCAGGGAAAGAACCCCAACCUUUUACGAAUGUAAACUUCCUUGGAGGAAAGGGUUAGGACGCUGCGGCGCAGGCUCCCCCUCCGCCGCGGGCACCCUGAGCCUGGACAGUGCCUGCGAGCUUUCCCGUUCCGGGAAGAGAACACCGGGGCAUCUCUAGAAAACAAGCCUGCUUUGCUCAGGGUGCCCCUGCUCAGUUCUCCACCCAUCCCUCCUGGUGACAGCCAUCUUGCUCGUGCACCGGCCCUCAUCACCCCAUUCCUGCAGGCCCCUGCGCAGGGUCAUGUUCACCCCCAGGCUGGCUGCUGGCAUUUCACCCUGUGGUUCCCACCUCAUUUAGAGAAUACGUGCCAUUUUGGUAAAAGUCCACACCUUACAAGUGUGCUGCUGUUACAGAGAGGGAAGGGACGGGGUAGCCUUAGAAACCAUGGAAAUUAUCUCGCAGGGUUUUUUUUUCAUCCCUUGAAAUAUUUUACCUUUUCCCGGGUGGCCAUCUUUGAGUGUGUCAGAUGGUUUAGCAGAAUGCAAACAUUUUUUUCCUUUGGGGUGAUUUUUGGGGAAGGAGGUUAUCAGAGAAACACCCACACCCCUCCUUGGCUCCCUUGGAGGUUGGGGUGGCCGGGGUCGUGCAGAAAUCAGACAGCUGCCGUGUGGGUCCGGGCUCCUCUGGAAUGUUUGGCUUCAUUCCAGUCCCUGCCCAACAGCAACCCAGCCUGACCCUCCUCCGACCAUCUCCACCCACUGUCCGCCUCCGCUCCCAACUAGCAGGCCUGCCGCGGUAGCUAAGGGCCGCCGGACAGGGCAGCAUAGAGCCGAGCUGAGCUGCUCCCUGGCAGGGCGCCUGCACAGUGCUCAGACUGCCACCUGGGGCUGUGUGUCACCCCUUCUCCUUGUACUUCCCCUCCCCCUUCCGUGAGUCCCGAAUCCACGACCGUUCUUCCGAAAGAGCAAAAGAGAGGACCAUGCUGGUGACCCUGCAGGUGGUGGCCCUCACCAGCCUUGGGGCUCCCCACCCCUCUUGGUGGGUCCUAGCGUGUCCCAGGCAGGCCGCGCGCCACCCUCUUCCCCGGAGGUCUCUAUGUUGUCUAUGUGGACUAAGCCUCUCCACUCUUUAUUUAUUUUUAAUUCCCCCCCCCAGGCAUCCAUACUGCACUAGCAUUUAUAAACCAAUAAUGUAUUAAAAUUUUUUGAUAUCAGCCACGUCAGGGGCUUUAUCAAAAAGUACAAUAAUAAAUCCUCAGGUAGUACUGGGAAUGCAAGACUUCGCCGUGAGCCUGCUGCGUCAGCCCAGUGCUGGGAAGGAGGACGGUUGUCAGCAGCUGUUAGGUAGUGAUGCUGUGGGUACCGCGAGAAGCUAGAACACUGCUCUACUAUAUAAUGAACACUUGGGUAUUUAAUAAGAUACAUGACGUGAGAUGACUUUGUCCCGGGUCUUCUCCUCCCCCACUAUCUGCUAGAACCUUGUUCUCAAUCACCGAUUUCCCUGUGUGUAUUAGAAUGCAUGUAAGGUCUCCUGUGUCCCCGUGAAAUACCAUGUGCUUGAGACGAGAAACUUAGAUUCCUGCUUACUAACGUGCCCAUGUCCAAGUCCGGUCCACCUCUGCGUGGUCUGACCGUUCCAUGGCCGUGGUUCCUGGGCUGUUGCUGAAGUAAUCACUGUUCAGCAAGAGAGCAACGAUGUUUUCCAGUAGCAGAUAAUGGCCUAAUUCCUGGCAUGACACGCCGGUCACUUCCUGGCGAGGCCCAGUCUGCCCUGCCCCGGCCGGGUCCACUGUAACUGAGACAUUCCAAGGGGACGGCCAGCCCUGUUCACACCUCACGCUCCGGACAUGUGGGGUCGGCCUCUCCGAUCCCAAGUCCGCCCUCCUCACGCCGAGCAGAGCGUGGUGUGGCAGCAAGGCAGCCGCGGGAACCACUGUCCUUGGAGCGGCCUGGGGACGGUCCCUAGAGUCAGCCUGCACCGUCUCCAUCCCGGUUUGCCUCGCCCAGAGGUGUCUGCCUGCCCUUGAGCCCCGUGGGGACUGAUGGUGCUCACGACUCUUCCUCGAGAGGAACUUAAGGCCUCCACAUUCGGUGGCUUUUUAAAUAAGAAACAAAAAGGCAGCUGUAGCUCCCGAGCUGCUCUCUUGCCAGCAUUUCACAUUUUGCCUUCACGUGGGAGAAGCCCGUACAGAGCGAUUCUGUGGCGGAGCCGUGGUGAGGUGUGGAGGAGGCUGGGCGCCAGGCCGCGAGCAUCUUUGCGUUGGGCUUGUUUCCUUGAAGUCCUGUACCUGUACGUAGUCGUUUGGGUGUGUAUAUACAGUAGCCUUUCCAGUGGCUGUCCGGGUUUAACCCCUGUCCUGGGAGACAGGUGGCUCUCCAUCUUGUUAUGCGUAUGUUAGAGAGGUAGCGAGCUGCUCUGCUAUAUGCCUUAAGCCAAUAUUUACUCAUCCGGCCGUUGUUUUUUACAGUGGCCACGGAAUAAACCAUUUUUAGAGAAAUAAAAACAAAACAAGUGAGGUGUUCAGUAUAAUACCUUUUCAGGUGUGUGUAUACGUGGCUGCAUGACUGGGUGGGUGGGGGGCGUGUCUCAGGGUCUUCUGUGACCUCACAGAACUGUCACACUGUACAGUUUUCCAACUUGCCAUAGAAAUGAUGGGUUUGCAUUUUAGUUGCAAUAAUAAAAACAUUUUUUCUAAAGAA
Messenger RNA from Chinchilla lanigera (long-tailed chinchilla), 4759 nucleotides. RefSeq names its product protein tyrosine phosphatase, non-receptor type 1 (gene Ptpn1). Gene Ontology annotation, molecular function: protein tyrosine phosphatase activity. The coding region runs from base 486 to 1565 and encodes 359 amino acids. NCBI's taxonomy places the organism in Eukaryota, Metazoa, Chordata, Mammalia, Rodentia, Chinchillidae. Gene Ontology annotation, biological process: protein dephosphorylation. The transcript is spliced from 10 exons. The record is from RefSeq and is a predicted model, not a curated record.